Molecule: messenger RNA, 405 nt
Organism: Macrosteles quadrilineatus (aster leafhopper)
Lineage: Eukaryota; Metazoa; Arthropoda; Insecta; Hemiptera; Cicadellidae
Product: skin secretory protein xP2-like
Exons: 1
Coding region: 1-405 (134 amino acids)
Source: RefSeq, a predicted model, not a curated record
AUGGGUGCUGUGGUGAGUGGUAUGCCCGCCCCUAGUCCAUACCCGGCCCCAGGUCCCUACCCUGCAGCUCAACCUGCUCCGGGACCAUACCCAACGUCGUUGCCUUCAUCUGGACCACACCCAGGGCCCCAACCAUCAGCUGGUCCCUACCCCCAACCAGCUGCAGCACCUGGUCCAUACCCUGGCCCCAUGCCUUUACCGGCCCCUGCACCAUUCCCGGGCUUCGCCCCCCAGUCAGGCCCUAGCCCCGGCCCGAUGCCUGCACCCCAGUACGCUCGAGGACAUGGCGAGGGUUUCUACCCCUACGAAGGGUUCUAUGACGGCUAUCAAGGGUUCCUCUGCAACGACUACAACCUUCCCGGCUACUACCAGGAUAUUAUCUACCCUGUUGCUGGAUACUUUUAG